UCAGCCAUGGCCAGCACUUCGCUCUUUGUUGUUGCUAUAGAUUUUGGCACCGCCUACAGCGGGUACUGUUUUUCCCUUGCUUCAGGGGUAGGUCAAAUCCGCCAGGUGUUCUGGGGAGCAGAGCACGGGCUCAAGACCCCAAAGACACCAACAUGCGUCCUAUUCAACGAGAAGAAGGAGUUCAGGAAAUUUGGUUAUGAUGCUGUGAUGAAAUACAACAGUUUGCCCUGCAGCGAAGCUCACAAGUGGUACUUCUUCCAGAACUUCAAGAUGAACCUGUACAACACGAAAGUCACUUCUGGCAUGGAACUGGAAGCAAGCAAUGGAAAGACACUUCCUGCCCUGACAGUCUUUUCCGAAAGCCUCCGCUACAUGAAGGACCAUGCCAUGGGCACCAUUCAGAAUGCCUCUUUCCAAACUGUCUAUGACCAUGAGGAGGUCACCUGGGUCAUUACCGUCCCAGCUAUAUGGAGCGCUGCGGCCAGGCAGUUCAUGAGGCUGGCAGCAAAAGAGGCAGGAUUCAUCUCUGAUGUGUUUUCUGAGAAGCUGAUUAUUGCCCUGGAGCCAGAGGCUGCAUCACUCUGGUGCAAACAGCUUCCACAGGAAGGGUUUAUGGUAGAUAGCAGUGACAAUAAAAAGUUUGAAGACUCUCCAGGGAUCCAGUAUGCUGUUGUUGACUGUGGAGGUGGCACAGUAGACAUCACAGUACAUGAAAUCCAAGAAAAUCAUUACCUUAAAGAGUUACACAAGGCAUCUGGAGGUGGAUGGGGAGGCAACACGGUAGAUGAAAACUUCAGUGCAUUCCUCAAGGAAAUAUUCAGUGAUGGUGUAUGGGAUGAAUAUGUAAAGAGUCACUCUACAGAAUUACAACAAAUGAUGUACAAUUUCAGUCUACAGAAAUGCUCUGCUCAUAGAGAGGAGGUCUACAUACGCUGCUACUACAACUUGACCAGACUGGCAGAGAGCAAGAAGGAUAUCUCCCACUUCUUCAAAAAAGUAAAGGGAGCUGCGUGGCAGGAUGGGACAAUCAUGAUCACAUACGAGAAAAUGAAAAGCUUCUUUGACUAUAGCACCAAAAAAAUCAUUGGUGCUUUGAAGGAAAUUCUUCAAAAGCCUGAGACAGCUAAGGUCCAGUACAUUUUGCUUGUGGGAGGCUUUGCAUCCAGUAUCAUCUUGAGGGAUGAGAUCUGUCAGGCCUUCAGCAAUAAGUAUCAUAUCCUUUGUCCAGUAGAGAUGCAAGCAGCCAUUGCAAAAGGGGCCGUUUUAUUUGGAGCCGAUCCACAGACUAUUACCUCAAGAAUCAGUGCUCGGACAUAUGGCGUAGCAAUAACUCAGAAAUUUGAUCCUGCUAUCCAUGAUUUAUGUAAACGGAGAGUCUCCAAAUCUGGUGACUAUGUUUAUUGUGAUGAUCUCUUCAAGAAAUUGGUGGGAAUUGAGGAGUCAGUGAAUAUAAAUGAAGUUGCCCAUUAUACUUUCUAUCCAACAGAACCAGAUCAGACAAGUGUAGACUUUUCUUUCUAUUGCACAGAAAAGCAGGAUGCUCAGUAUAUAGAUGAGGAAGGGCUGGAACUACUUGGCUCCUGCAGGGUUCCAAUGCCAGACACAAGGCUGGGAAAGAUGCGUGAACUCAAGCUGGAGAUUAAAUUUGGGCUCACUGAAUUUAAAGCUACAGGUACUGAUGUUACUUCCAACCAAAGUCAGACAGUUAUGAUAAAUUUUUUAGCUGUGUAA
Molecule: messenger RNA, 1731 nt
Organism: Rhea pennata
Lineage: Eukaryota; Metazoa; Chordata; Aves; Rheiformes; Rheidae
Product: heat shock 70 kDa protein 12A-like
Exons: 4
Coding region: 7-1731 (574 amino acids)
Molecular function (GO): ATP-dependent protein folding chaperone; ATP binding
Source: RefSeq, a predicted model, not a curated record